UUCUACUAUUUCUCCUUCGAACUAUCCACGCCCACCUAUCCCAAAUAGUGGACUAUCCUCCUAUCCACCCAUACCAAACGAGGAAUAGGCGGGAAGAGGAGAAUAAGAAGAGAAAUAAAUAAAAACGUAAUAAAACAAAUGUAAAAAUCAGCGAACUGACAUCCACCUCGCCUUGGGUACCUGUGGGAGGCAGCCAAUCAGAGCCCCAGUAGUGCCUCGACAGUCAUGGAGGGAGGGUGUGCGCGCGUCUCCUCCGCACUACGAAAUCGUAAAACAUCGUUAUAGCGUAGCGUCCAAGCUGAGGUCAGGGAGUGAUAUAACGUAGAAAAAUGCGCUCUUUACGAAUAUGGUCUUGAAAAUGGCGUAGGUGCAACACAAGCCGAGAUAUUUGCGUGUUUUUGAAGGGUAUUUAAAUUUACCUGUGAUUUAAAACACCAAAUUUGUGGAUUUAUGAAGACAAAGCGAGUGAACAAUUUUGAAGUGUUUCGAAAUCAGAGACAAAAUUCAGAACCAACGAAACAUUUUGGAAAUUUUAUAGUUUGUGAACGAAAAUUUUUGAAACAAGACUUUGAACGAAAAUUUUUGAAACAAGACUUUGAACGAAAAUUUUUGAAACAAGACUUUGAACGAAACAUUUUGAAACAAGACUUUGAUCGAAACAUUUUGAAACAAGACUGAACGAAACACUUUAAAACAAAACUUUGAAUGAAAAAUUUUUGAAAGUUUAUAGUUUGUGAACGAAACAUUUUGAAACAAGACUUUGAACGAAAAUUUUUGAAACAAGACUUUGAACGAAAAUUAUUGAAACAAGUCUGAACGAAACAUUUUGAAACAAGUCUGAACGGAACACUUUGAAACAAGUCUGAACGAAUAAUUUUGAAACAAGUCUGAAUGAAACAUUUUGAAACAAGCCUUUGAACUGAACAUUUUGAAACAAGUCUGAACGAAACAUUUUGAAACAAGACUUUGAACGAAACAAGCCUGAACGAAACAUUUUGAAACAAGCCUUUGAACGCAACAUUUUGAAACAAGACUUUGAACGAAACAUUUUGAAACAAGCCUUUGAACGAAACAUUUUGAAACAAGCCUGAACGAAACAUUUUGAAACAAGACUUUGAACUAAACAUUUUGAAACAAGACUUUGAACGAAGCAUUUUGAAGAGUGUAGUGGGUGAACGAAACAUUUUGAAACAAGCCUAUGAACGAAACACCACAAAAACACCGCUUAACACCACAAAAACACAUAAAACACCACAAAACACCAUCAAAACACCGCUUAACACGGCUCAACACCGCUUAACACCGCUUAACAUCACAAAACACCACCAAAACACGGCUUAACACCACAAAACACCAUAAAACACCACCAAACACCGCUUAACACCACAAAACACCGGUUAAUACCACAAAAACACCUAAAACACCACAAAAACACCUAAAACACCACAAAACAUCGCUUAACACUGCUCAACACCGCUCAACACCACAAAAACACUGCUUAACACCACAAAAACACUGCUCAACACCGCUUAACACCACAAAAACACUGCUUAACACCACAAAAACACCUAAAACACCACAAAAACACCAUUCUACACCACCAAACACCACCAAACACCACAAAAACACCAAUUUCAACACCCAAACACCACAAAAACACCACCACUUUUGAAUAUACAAUGCACGCAGGUGAUAGACAACACCACAGCUUAAAACACCGAAGUCACCCCGUUAUCCGGACAGAAUCCGUUAAAAGCGAGAGAUCUGACCGGAAAGUGUCGUUCAACAGCUCGGUGGGCGUAAAACACAUUCCGAAAGGUAAGGGAAAUAAGAAGGAGGGGAAAAAAGUCCUGCAGUACGCCCAGGGAAGGAAAGACGAGUGGGUGGACUGUUCGGCCGUUCAAAGAGAGCCCGUUUCGCUUGAUUCGAACGAGUUAGCGGUCUUAGCGGAAGAUUUAGUCAAGGUUGUGGAAAGCGUCGACUGCGGAGUGAAAAAUAAUUGGAAACGGAAGAACAAGAACGCUUACCACAAUUCCUACCACAAUUCAGCGUCCAACCACAAUUCCGGACACUUUAACCACAAUUCCGGACCUUCCUACCACAAUCCGGACCAAAAUCCUAACUUGUCUGAUCAUAGUUAUAGCAAUAUCGCGUUUAAUAACAAUCGGAAUAGUGGUAGCAACCAAAAUUCGCGCGUUUUAGCGAAAGGGAAGAAAAACAACAUCGACUACAACAAUCUGACUUUGCCCAAGAACAACAACAACAACAACAACUACAAAUAUUUGAAGACCAAAGCGUUCCACCAGUCAAUUGAUCAACUUCCGAAUUCCGAUCUCAAAACAAAUUCGGAUUUCAAGACAAAUUCGGGUUUCAAGAUUACUAAUUACAAGUCAGUCCCGGAUCUCUUGAAGACCAAAACUACCACAACUACCAACAUCGGCGGGGACUCUGACUCGGAUUACGACCACCACAAUCACAGACAAGGCCCAACCAACAUUCCCUACCACAAUUCUACCUACCAGUAUCGAGAGGAGCCAACCACAAUCAGCUACCACAAUCGGAGGAGGUCACCCAGCCCCUACCAACAUCACGUGUCUAGAAACGGAAGCUACCACAAUUCUCAACCACAAUUUGAGUAUCAGGAGGCUAACUACCACAAUUCGCAACCACAAUUCGACUACCGCAACCAGGAGGACGCGAGAAACGGCACCUACCACAAUCAACAACCACAAUCCAGUGACGAGGAGCCCCACCACCACCACCACCACAACCACCACAAUCAACCAGACAUGUCCUACCACAAUUCGACAAAGGUGGAGAGAAUGAUUCGGAGGUUCAACGAAGACCGGGAUGUUGGUAGCAAUGGUGGUAGCAACCAGUACUACCAACAUCAGACCACCUCCUUGCCUAGACGCGUUCAGGAGCCCAGUAACCACAACAAUCAUAAUAACAAUCAGCCGUUUAGCUACACCAGUGCUUCCAAUCGGAUAGUCAGCAUGGAGACUAUCCGUAGGCUAUCCCCGUCUCCAGAUAGUUCACCAUCCUACGCCCAGGUUAACAGGAAGCGAGCAGCUGAUGACUAUUCGGCGAAGAUUAUCAUAACGAACGAAUUUGAAGACGCUGAUGAUGACGAUGAUGACGCUUACGAGAGUUUCCAAGUGUCAAAUCACUAUCACAAAUCGGAACGAGCGGGGAUUCGAGCGAGCGUCAAUAACAUGAACACGGUUUCGAUCGGGAUUCAAACGGAAGCGGACCGGAAGGGGCAAAACCGCUCAUCCAGACCUCGAACGAAGAGCGCUAACGCCGAACCGCAUCAGUUUAGAUCACGACCUAGGAGUUUGAACGCCGAUUCGUACGCGUUUGGAGAUCGCACAAAGCCUGCUAAUCCUGAAUCGCAUUUUUCAGGGAAGAUCCACAACGAUUUGACUUCCGCGACGCUCGUUCGGAAGAUAAAUCACGGUUUUGGGCGCCAUGACAGAUCGCCUUCCCCUCCGCCAGUUCCGAAUUACACGAAGCGUCCAAACAAGCACGUCAUUCCGUUACUCUCCGACGCUUCUGACUCGGAAUAUGAAAAAGCGAGCGUUGAUCCGUUAGCGCGAAUUCGCAACCAGGUGAUGCAACGCGAAAGGCAACAAGAAGAAGAAGAGGAACAGGAGGAGCGAGGUCGGAUUCGAAAUACGACCAAUUCUCUAGACUCCAGUGGCCGUUAUAACGAAAUGACGCCGCUAACGGUGGACGAAGUGGACGCGCUAUCGCUUGUUAUGGAGCCGCAAACGGACGGACACGCGCUGGUGGUCGCGAACGAGGUGCAGGUCUCACGCACAUCCAAAUCCAAAUCACGCAGUACGCACCUCGAGACUCAAACACACCAGGUCCACCACCACCACCACCACCGACACGAGAGGACGCCGCCGAUUCGAGAUACGAGUACGGAAAACGAGGAAAAGCCGGACCGCUAUUCGAACGCCAAGGAAAAUGACCCAAAACAGCAACAAGAACAGCAUCGCGAACAGCAACAGCACCAGGAACAGCAGGACAAGAAGAACAGCAAGAAAGACAAGGCUGGAAAAGAGGCAACCAACUUUGACACUAAGAAAAAGAAACGCAAGAUCAAGAUUAAGUUUUUCUACGAUUCGCGCGCUGAUGAUGACGAUGAUGACCCGUUAGCGCGCUUCGAGGAGUUCAAGGGCGCGGAACACCAGGACAACGAGGAGUCAGCGCGCGAUAGGGACAUCCAAGCGCGCGAUAGAGAGGUUGAGGCGCGCGACAGAGAGAGGGAAAGAGAGAGAGAGGUCGUCAGUUCUCGCGAAGAUUUGAGCGGGAAUCGCGGAAAACCGGAUGGACGCGCUCACCGAAGUUUAAGCGACAAGUAUUCGACUGUUGAGGCGGAGAAGAAGAAGAGGAACUUUCUCUCCACUAAGAAGGAGAAACGUGAGACCACUACUACUACUACUUCUACUACUGCUACUACUCCUGCUACUACUACUACUACUACUACUGCACCGCGGGAGGAGGAGGAGGAGGAGGAGGAGGAGGAGGAGGAAGAAGAAGAAGAAGAAGAAGAAGAAGAAGAAGAAGAAGGAGGAUGAUGGUACUUCAAAAUGGUCGUGGAAGUCGUUAUUGCGAAGAAAACGGGAGAAAACUACUACUACUACUACUACUACUACUGCUACUACUGCUGCCCCGCCACUGCCACUGCCUCCCCCCUCCCCCUCCUCUGUCCGGUCUGCCGCCUCCAGCAGACCGCGGUUACGAGCAGGGAAGAU
Messenger RNA from Portunus trituberculatus (swimming crab), 4766 nucleotides. RefSeq lists its product as uncharacterized. Lineage: Eukaryota; Metazoa; Arthropoda; Malacostraca; Decapoda; Portunidae. Bases 1680 to 4589 code for a protein of 969 amino acids. The record is from RefSeq and is a predicted model, not a curated record. The transcript is spliced from 5 exons.